AUGAAGGUUGCUGGAAUUAUUGGCUCUAUCGCCGCUGCCAAUAUUGUCGGUGCAUCAAUAUUACCACAGUACAUUCAAGAAGUUUUCUCCACAGGUGAAGUUUCAGAGUCCUUGCAGAACCUAUCAGACUUUUUCGAAGAUGGUUCAAAGUCAUCCGUCUUUACUUGGCCUCAUCUUCCAUACUUCUUGAAGCCUGGUGUGGACUCUGAAAAGCUUCAAGAUUCAAUUACCAUUGAUCAAUUGAAUGACACUGCUUGGGACUUGUAUCAUGCUGCGAAUGCUUCUACAAAGCAGUAUGGUCAUCCAACAAGAGUCAUUGGUUCUAAAGGUCAUUGGAAAACUAUUGGGUACAUUUUAUCCCAAUUGGAUGAGCACAAGGAUUACUACGAUAUUUCAGUGCAAUCUUUCCCUGCUUUAACAGGUAAGGUUAACUCUUUCAACCUUUCCUUUGUCGGUGGUGAUAAAGUUCCUACCGCAACACCAUUUGCCUUGACUCCACCUGUGAAGGGUUUCCUUGGUAAAUUGAUCGAAAUUCCAAAUUUGGGAUGUGAUGAUAUUGACUACAAAUCCUUGGUUGUUCCAAAGAACAGUAUUGCUUUGAUUGAAAGAGGUCAAUGUCCUUUUGGUAGAAAGAGUAACCUAGCUGGUAAACAUGGGUUCAAAGCUGCAUUAAUUUACGAUAACGAUCCGCUAUCCAAGGAUGGUAUUAAGGGUACAUUGGAAAAGCCUGAUAAACACACUGUGGCAACCAUUGGUGUUUCUUACAAAGAAGGUAAAAAAUUGAUUGCUGCUUUGGAAUUGCACCAAGGCGACUAUUCCUUAUACUUCGAAGUUGAUUCCUUCGUUAAGAAUAUCAAGACCAAAAAUAUCAUUGCUGACACUAAACACGGUGACCCUGAAAACAUUGUUGCCCUGGGUGCUCAUUCUGACUCUGUCAGCAACGGUCCUGGUAUCAAUGAUGAUGGAUCUGGUGCCAUUUCUCUGUUGACAGUCGCUAAACAAUUGACUGGCUAUAAGAUCAAUAAUAAAGUCAGGUUCGCAUGGUGGGCGGCUGAGGAAGAAGGUCUGCUGGGAUCUGUAUUUUAUGCAGACCAUUUGAGUCCUGAAGAAAACUCCAAAAUUAGAUUAUUCAUGGAUUAUGAUAUGAUGGCAUCUCCUAACUAUGAAUACCAAGUUUACGAUGCAAACAACAAGGACCAUCCUGCUGGUUCCAAAGAACUAAAAAACUUGUACAUUGAUUACUAUCAAUCCAAAAAUUUGACAUACUCAUUGAUUCCAUUUGAUGGUAGAUCUGACUACGUCGGAUUUAUCAACCAUGGUAUCCCCUCCGGUGGUAUUGCCACUGGUGCUGAAGGCAUUAACGACGAAAAUGGAUUGCCAUUUGAUAAGUGUUACCACUCUUUGUGUGACGACGUUUCUAAUUUGGCAUUUGAUGCCUUCCUAGUCAACACACAGCUAAUUGCUCACUCUGUCGCAACAUAUGCUAAAUCGUUGGAGGACUUCCCACAAAGAAACUUAAAUGUCACAUCUGAAAAUGUUGCAGACUUCUCCUACAGAGGUUCUCACUUAAUUUUGUAA
Messenger RNA from Kluyveromyces lactis, 1578 nucleotides. It is a transcript of the gene APE3, whose product is annotated as aminopeptidase Y. Gene Ontology annotation, molecular function: metalloexopeptidase activity. The coding region runs from base 1 to 1578 and encodes 525 amino acids. The transcript has a single exon. The record is from RefSeq and is a predicted model, not a curated record. Lineage: Eukaryota; Fungi; Ascomycota; Saccharomycetes; Saccharomycetales; Saccharomycetaceae. Gene Ontology annotation, biological process: proteolysis.